Molecule: messenger RNA, 2265 nt
Organism: Vicia villosa (hairy vetch)
Lineage: Eukaryota; Viridiplantae; Streptophyta; Magnoliopsida; Fabales; Fabaceae
Exons: 4
Coding region: 160-2085 (641 amino acids)
Source: RefSeq, a predicted model, not a curated record
AGUGCGACUUCCUUUCCCGCUUAUAUCAACAAAACAGAAACUAUCUUUCCCGCCUAAAAGCCAGACGUUUCUCAGCUGCUGCUGCGUCGUCUUCUUCUUCUCAGUUGGCAUUGUCGGAAAACCGUAACAGCAUCAUCACUCUUCUCACAACACACAAACAUGAACUCACAUGUUGCCCUUCGAAUACCUAAAAAGAUAGUACCCAACAAUGUUGUUGAUGUGGUUUUAAAGCAUUGCAUUUCACUUGAUCUUAAACUUUAUGGACAAGAUACACUCUAUUGCAAGUAUUGUGAUAAUGUAGUAACCGGCGGGUUUUACCGAUUUAUAUGUCAUUUAACUGCGAUGGAAAAUGUUGAAGCUUGUGAGGGUGUUGGUGAUGAGGUUAGGAAGGAAAUGUUGGGGAUUUAUUCCGCUUUGCAAGAGAUUAAUGAGGAAAGCAAUGAAGUGGAUGUUGUCAAUAGCAAAAAUAAUAAGAAGAGUUCAAGAGAGGAAGCAUGUCGAGCGGUUGCGAGGUUUAUUUACAACAAUGUGAUACCAUUCGAUGUGGUAUUGAGUGAUGAGUUUAAAACUAUGUGUGAUUUGUUUUCAGUGGAUGGAGGAGGGUUUAAGCCGCCGUCUUAUGAUGAGAUUAGAGGGAAAUAUUUGACGGAAGAAGUUAAGGUGACAAAUGAAGCUUUGGAAGAACAUAGAGCGAUGUGGAAGAUAACAGGUUGCUCCAUAAUGAUCGAUGCAUGGUGCAAAGGGAAUGAGGACAUGCUAAAAGUGUUAGUGAACAGUCCGAAGGGAACGUUCUUUUUGAAGUCUAUUGAUGCGUCUGAUAAGUUGGAAUCGGUUGAGGAACUCUUUGAGAUGAUGGAUGACAUUGUUGAAGAGGUUGGGGAAGAAAAUGUUGUCCAAAUUGUGACGGACCAAACACUAUACUACAAACUUGCUGCUGAGAUAUUGAUGAUGAAAAGAACUAGGCUGUAUUGGACACCUUGUGUAAUACAAUGUAUCGCGGUGAUAUUGGAAAAAUGCGAGGAGAAAAUACCUUUUCAUGAAGAGACAAUUGAGAAGUGUCAAAGAAUUGCAGUUUUUAUGUUUAUACGGCCUUCUCUCAUGUCUCUAUUAUGGCACUUCACAAAUUAUAUAAAUAUUAUGAAAAUAGACAUUUCUCCAACUUACUCGUCAUACUUAACUUUAUGUUCUCUUCACGAGAACAAAAGAGCUUUGAUAAGAAUGUUCACAUCAAAGGAGUGGAAGUCCUGCGAGUUUGCAAAGCCAGGGAAAUGGUAUGAGGACGUGGUUUUGGACAAGGAGUUUUGGAAAAAUGUUAAGAUUUGUUAUAAAGUUGCACAUCCUCUUCUUGAAGUCUUUCAUUGGGUCAAUUCAGUCGAGGAACCGGCCAUGGGUUUCGUUUAUGAGAAAAUGGAGACGGCUAUAAAGGAGAUUCAGAAAAAUCUUUCCAAAGGUGACAGAGAAAGGGAAAGUUUUAUGCUUCUACGGGAGAUCAUUGGUGAAACAUGGGACACAUAUUCGCAUAGCCCUUUGCAUGCUGCAGGCUAUUUUCUUAAUCCUCAAAUUCACUAUAGUUCUGGAUUUAGAAAUGAUAUUAAAGUUAAACUUGGUCUACUACAUUGUAUAACAAGGAUGGUGCCCGAUCCCGAAGAAAGAUCUAAGAUUGCGACUCAACUUGAAGAGUUCGAUAAACAUGCAAAUAAUUUCGAUCAUCCAAUAGCCGUAAUUACUGCUGAUAAUGAGAUUCCACCAAUUUGGUGGGCAUCUUUUGCAGAUGGACAACCAGAGCUCCAAAACUUUGCAAUUCGUGUAUUAUGCUUGACAUGCAGUUCUUUUGGGGGUUACCCUCUUAGGGAUGCCUUCGAUAAGGUUUACUCUAAGGGUCUGAAGCACACGAUUGAUAAAGAUGUUGCUUUUGUCAUGGCUAACUCAAAAUUGGCCAAAAAGGAUGAGGUAGCUGAGCAAAAACACAAAGAUAAUGAAGAUGUUGAAGACUCAGGUUCGGAUGACGUGGAACUUACUACUGAUUCAGAAGAUGAAGAUGAAGAUGGAGAUGAAGAUGAAGACGAAGACGAAUAUGAAGAUUAAUAUUUUAAUUUGAAAGAUGUUCGAGAUUAACAAGCUAAACUUUGACUAUUUUUGAUGUUUAUGCCUUGGCACUUGUUAAAAGUAUAAUUCUAUAGCUUAAGUUGUUAGUUUAUGACUUAUGAAUUGUGUCUGACUUUUCUAUGGGUUUUUAAUAUAAGUUAGCGAAGUGUUUGUAGCGAC